Tachyglossus aculeatus (Australian echidna) is the source of this 4116-nucleotide messenger RNA. It is a transcript of the gene ZC3H11A, whose product is annotated as zinc finger CCCH-type containing 11A. Gene Ontology annotation, molecular function: metal ion binding. NCBI's taxonomy places the organism in Eukaryota, Metazoa, Chordata, Mammalia, Monotremata, Tachyglossidae. The record is from RefSeq and is a predicted model, not a curated record. Bases 1613 to 4078 code for a protein of 821 amino acids. The transcript has 18 exons.
UGGGGCCUGCUAGGCCCCGGGGACCGGGCCCCACAGUCCGCCUCCAUCUUUGAGACAAGGGCCGGUGGAUGAGGUGACGGACGAACGGACGGGGCCCAUGUUCGAUUUGGGGAUAAUCCCUGCCCCUUCCCCCAAAAUCCUGGAAAAUUGACUAAUGUUAAGUGUGAGUAAAAGGUUCCCACCUUUCAUUUGGGAAAAUACUUGAUUUUUUUUUGUUUUUUUGUUUAGUGCUAGGUAGCGUUUGUGAAGAUUUCAGCUUGAAAAUGUACAGCUUGGGUAAUGUGAAGAUUGGAAUUGCUUUAAACCGUAGUUUAUUUGGACUGGUUUCAAAAUCCCAAAUAGAUUCUUACAUUGAUUUUCUUUUUCUACAAUGCCACUGGCCUCUGUGGGGGAAAAAAAGGCUUUUAACUUGGAGAAAUGGGCAAUUGGCACCUUUUAGGGAGCAACAGGCUGCUAAGAAUUUCACAAUAAACUGCUCAAGUAAGUGUACCAAUCAGUGAUUGUAGCAAGGCCAUUAUUUCAGGUUGCCCGGUGCCAAAGAGAAAUAGGCUUCUGUAAAUGCAGAAUGUUUUGUAGGCCAAUUCACAGGGGAGCGUUUCUAGUGCUCUUCAGCCGUUGCUCAGCCCACUUGCUCUUAAACUGCCUUGAAUCCUUGGCACUUUUUGGUUGGCUAUCAUCUUGGGGUUUUGUUGUGAUUAUGCACAUACCCAUAUCGUUCACGCUAAUGCAGGCGUAUUCCUGAACGUGUGUUCGUGGCUCGCAAAGCAUAGACUGACGACCCUUUUUUUUUAGCAAGAACUUAUGACUUGUCCAUCUUGAAGUGAUCCUAAAUCAGGAAAUUUUCAAAUGACAGAUUACUCAAAUGUGUUUCGUCACUGCACAUUUGUGUGUAUGCUGGUGUGUAUAAAUAAUUGGAAAAAGUGUCUAUGCUGAUACCUUUAUAAAUGUUCACUCAUUCUUUCUAUAUAUGCGGGUCUGUUUUCAAUAUGCAGAUAAUAAAGAUGGGGGAAGGUUUCUGUUUUUUUCUUAAUAGGUGAAGAAAUCUUGAAGACCUGCAAUUGGAUCUUAUUGUUUUGGCUUUUUUUUUUUUUUUGGCUUUUUUUUUUUUAAGUAAUUGGUCGUCUUUGGAAGAUGGAUCUUCUGUUUUGCAGCCCGUUUGGGUUUCAAGUUAUCUUUAAAUGAACUGUUGGGGUUUGGUUUUUUUGGAAUUUUUUUUUUUUUUAAAGAAAAUUAAACCUGGCUCUCUCCAGUCUGACAGAGCUUAUUCAAAUGGACUCAUCCCUCCAGUAGUUGGGAGAUUUUUAAAAGUGCAGCCUGUGUUUGACUUGUGGCUGAGAGGUGUUUCCUUGGCAGUGUGAGGAGGAAAAUUCGUCCUCCCCCUUUAUUAUUAAUUCAUGGAUUGAGUGUUGGUUCGACCUACAGGAGUGAUAAAUUGGAACUCGUUGAAGAUAGACACUGCUGUUGGGGUCAGCCAGAUGUGUUUCUUUUAAAGAAGAUUUCAUUGGUUGAAUUGCCUGUGGAAGAUUGAGACCAUUGGAGAAGAACUGAAGCUGAAACCCAUCCCGAAAAGCCAGAGUGUUUGAGCAGCCCCUGAUCUAGGGUUCUGGCCAGCAUGUCUAAUCAGGGAGAGGACUGCUACUUUUUUUUCUAUUCAACAUGUACGAAGGGCGACAGCUGCCCAUUCCGUCACUGUGAAGCCGCGCUAGGAAAUGAAACCGUUUGCACACUGUGGCAAGAAGGACGCUGCUUUCGGCAGGUCUGCCGGUUCCGGCACAUGGAAAUCGAUAAAAAGCGCAGUGAGAUUCCUUGUUACUGGGAAAACCAGCCAAUGGGAUGUCAGAAAUUGAAUUGUGCUUUCCAUCACGUUAGGGGACGUUAUGUUGAAGGUCUUUUCCUACCUCCAAGCAAGACCGUGCUUCCCAGUGUGCCCGAAGCAGCGGAUGAGGAGGUGAAGACAGCCCAGCUCUCUCUCCCGCAGAACAAGCUUUCUGUGCAGUCAAACCCCUCCCCUCAGCUGCGGGGUGUGAUGAAAGUGGAAAGUUCUGAAAACGUUCCCAGCCCUACCCAUCCGCCGGUGGUAAUCAACGCCGCAGAUGACGACGAAGAUGAUGACGACCAGUUUUCUGAGGAAGGCGAUGAAGCUAAAACGGCCAUCCUACAGUCAAGUCCCGAAGCCCAUAAUGGAUUGCGGAUAACUGCUACCCGGAAACCUGGGGUCAGCCUGAAGCAAUCUGAUGGUUUGAACUUUGGAAUAAAAACCCUCGAAGAAAUCAAAUCCAAGAAAAUGAAGGAAAAAUCCAAGAAGCAAGGUGACGGCCCAUCAGGAGGGUCCAUUCACGUCCUCCAAACCCAGCCUAUUCCAGGCCCCGAGAAAGAGAAUGUCCGGACCGUGGUGAGGACGGUGACCCUGUCCAGCAAGCAAGGAGAAGAGCCCUUGGUUCGACUGAGUCUUUCUGAGAGAUUGGGGAAGCGGAAAUUCUCGAUAGGUGGUGAUGGGGCACCUCCCCUGAAGCGCAGUCUUGCUCAGAGGCUUGGGAAGAAGGUUGAAUCUCCAGACAUGGACACCGAGCAAGCUUCCCCAAAAGUUCAGGUUUCCAAGUCUUUGAAGGAGAGGCUAGGAAUGCCAGCCGAUCAGAACAGAACGGAGACAACAGGCCAAGCUGCUAAGACCGGAGAGAUCCGUGUGAAGACGCUCGAAGAAAUCCGUCUCGAGAAAGCCAGCCAGAGGAGAGAUCAGCAAACCAAAGCCAAGAGCGAAGGGCCUUGUAGAACCGAGGACUCCAGCCCGGGAUCCAGGAGCAAUUCGGCAAUCCGAAUUAAAACCUUCUCCGAGGUCUUGGCUGAAAAGAAGCACCGGCAGCAGGAGGGCGAGAAACAGAAAACGGAGCAGGAAAGCCCCCCGACCAAGGCGAAGGCCGAGGGUGAGCCCAAGAAGCAGGUGAUCCAGCUUCCUUCCCCAGCUGGCAGAGGGCUGCCCGAGGAGCCGGUAGGGAAAGCCAAGCCCAUGCCAGAAGUCCGCGUCAAAACCCUGGAGGAGAUCAAGCGAGAAAAGGCUCUGAGGGGGCAGCAGGGCUCCGAGCCCGCUGCGGCCCACGCCCAGCCUGAAGCCACCCCGGCCGGGAGGAGACUGCUCCGCCUCACCAAGAGAGCAGGUGCCAAGGAAGAGCGGAAACUCCGUGAAGCAGGCGAUCCCUCUUCUCAGAACGGCAGUACAAGGCCCGAGGCUCUGGAGGUUUCUCCCCAACCUUCAGGAGAGCCCCUGGGUGAUGCCGCUUCCCAAGUCCAGGUGAAAACGCUUGAGGAAAUCAUGAGAGAGAAGCGCCUGCAGAAACCGCCGGAGGGAGAAGCCUCACAGAAGGAGAAGGCCGCAGCCGUGAGCCCCCAGGAAGAAGCCGCGGGCAAGAGCGCCCCGGUGAUGGAGAAGCCGAAACCCACCCCCGUCCCGGGGGUGCCCCGCCGGCAGACGAAGAGGCCGACUACGAGGCUGCCCCAGAGAACAGAAGCGGAAAACCCCGGCGCUGAGGAAGCGGUGUUGAACGUGAAGUGUGCAGCCCACUCCCUGGAGAGGAGAGGCAAAGCCAAACCCAAGGUGAACGUGAAGCCGUCCGUGGUCAAGGCGGUCGCGGCCCCCAAGCCUGCGACGAAACGCAAGGCGGCUGAGAGUCACCCUGCGGUCGUUGCAGCCGUGAAGCCCCUCAGCUCCACCGGCGCCCUGCCUGAGAGCCUUUCCAAAAAGACGGCCCUGGCUGCUGGUCCCAUUCUUUUGGACGACAAACCGAUCCCGGCGGCCGAGACCGAAAAACGCAAGGACAGUCUCGAGUUGCCUCCAAGCCAAGCCCCUCCAACUCUCCCAGCCCCUGAAGUGUCGAACCCCACCUCCUCGCAGGCCCCAGCAGCGAAAACCCGCCGCCUCAGCUCCGCCUCCUCAGCUGGGAAGACCCCCGUGUCCGUGGAGGAUGACUUUGAGAAACUCAUCUGGGAGAUCUCGGGGGGCAAACUGGAGGCCGAGAUCGACUUGGAUCCCGGCAAGGAUGAAGACGACCUCCUGCUUGAGUUGUCUGAGAUGAUUGACAGCUGAGAUGAUCGACAGCCCCGAUCUCUCGUGUCCCCCCCCCC